AUGGAGCAGGGUACUCAUAUUAUCGACCCGGAAGGCGAAGUGAUAAUCAUCGUGCGUAAUCCAAUGCACCUUUCGCAGUCUGGAAUGAUGAGAGUGCUCCAGUUGAUGAGCCUGUCGAUUCCCGUGGACAGUAUACCGUCUAAAGCCGACGUCCGCAUUCAAGUGUCCGCAAAACACUUGAUGCUGGCCUCUCCCGUGUUCAAGAAAGCCUUGACUGGCAAAUGGAAGGAAGGUUCAACAUUUGUUGGAACCGGAUCAGUCGAGAUUACCACUGAGAGCUGGGAUGUUGAAGCUUUCUUGAUCCUCCUUCGAAUCCUCCAUUGCCAGCAUCACAAGUUGCCAAAGAGGGUGAGCCUCGAGGUCGCUGCUAAGAUUGCUGUUCUCGCAGACUACUAUGAAUGCAAUGAUCUUGUGGGAUUCAUCCGUGAUGCGUGGAUCACCUGUCUGAGAGAGGAACUUCCAAAUACAUACUCACGGAACUUGAUCAUGUGGCUAUGGAUCGCUUGGUACUUCAAUACCACGAAGUUCAAGAAAGCGACCUCCAUUGCCAUGUCGCAGAGCAAGGAUGAGAUCGAUGCACUGGAGUUGCCGAUUCCAGCACGCAUCAUUUACGAGAUGAACCAGAAAAGGCAACAGGCUAUAUGCAAGGUCAUUCUUCAACUUCAGCGAGAACGUGAAGCGUUCAUGACAGGAUCUAAAGGUUGCAGCUUCGAGUGUAUCUCCAUCAUGCUUGGUCUAUCACGAAGCAAAUGCUUUCAAAGGGCCUCCUCGAGUCAGAGGUCAAAUUCUAUUACAAGGGUUGCAAUGUCACAGGCUUGA
Messenger RNA from Aspergillus pseudoviridinutans, 819 nucleotides. Its product is annotated as BTB/POZ domain-containing protein. Lineage: Eukaryota; Fungi; Ascomycota; Eurotiomycetes; Eurotiales; Aspergillaceae. Bases 1 to 819 code for a protein of 272 amino acids. The transcript is spliced from 3 exons. The record is from RefSeq and is a predicted model, not a curated record.